CGUUGGACUGUUGUUGUGGCAGCGGCACCAUGGCAAGCUUGCUGAAGGACGUUACGCUGGUCGGGCCUGCGGGUGAGCAGGUACCGGCAUCGACACUCGAGGGCAAGGUCCUGGCCUUUUACUUCAGUGCAUCUUGGUGUGGGCCGUGCCAGAGCUUCACGCCAAAGCUGGCCGAGUAUUAUGAGUCUUUCAAGGCCAACCAUGCAGAAAAAGACCGGUUUGAAGUGAUCUUCAUGUCAUCGGAUCGUGAUGAAGACUCUUUCAACACGUACCGCAAGAAGAUGCCUUGGCCCGCUUUGCCCUUGAACCACCCCCUGAAGAAAGAGCUGGCUAUGCGCUAUGGCGUACGUGGCAUUCCUUGCUUGGUGUUUGUGGAUGCCGACGGCGCCACGCUCAACACUCAAGGCCGCGCAGCUAUUGUGCAGGAUCCCGAAGCUGAGGAAUGGCCUUACUCUCCCAAAAGCUUUGAAGAGGUGCUGGGCGACAGUUUUGUCAAAGCCGAUGGCACUUUGAUCGAUCAAAGCCAUUUUAACGACAAGUACAUUGGUCUCUACUUCAGCGCUCACUGGUGCCCCCCUUGUCGUGACUUUACGCCACACCUGGCCAAGGUGUAUGAAAACUUGCAAGCACAAGGAAAGCCUUUUGAAGUCAUUUAUGUGCCCGCUGACCGCACAGAGGACCAAUUCAACGAGUACAUUCAGGUUAUUGCCAGGCUCUUACGCCAAGGUAUGCUCUGUGUGUGUGUGUGUGUGUGUGUGUGUGUGUGUGUGUGUGUGUGUGUGUGUGUGUGUGACCAGUCGCGCCGACAUGCUUUGCUCGAGCGCAUGGGUGUUCAAGGGUUUCCCACGCUGGUGAUCCUGAGCCCCGAACGUUUGGUGGUCAACGGCCAAGGCCGAACAGCUGUGGCAGCGGAUGAUGAGAACGGCUCUGAGUUUCCUUGGGCCCCCAAACCCUUCUUGGUUCUGUCCGAGAGCACCGUGGCCGACCUCAAUGCCGACCCUUUCUUGCUCGUGUUGCUCGAGGACGAGGCAGCCGUAACUGCCGCCACACCCCUGCUUCAGGCGGUGGCGAAAGAUGAGGAGGCAGCAGCCAAGGCGGACGGUCACGAUGCCCUGCGCAUCAUGGCAGCUGAUGUGGAUGGCGAGGUCACAGGGUUUAUCCGUGACUUCCUGAACCUCGAGGACGAGGCACCACAGCUUGUUGUUCUCAACGUCCCCAAGCAGGGCAAGUUCCGUGUGCCUUCCACUGACCUGUCCCGCGAGAACCUCGAUCAACUGCUGGCCGAUUACCGUGCCGAUCGCAUUCAGUAUGGUAGCUUGAAGGCUUGA
This is a messenger RNA of Monosiga brevicollis MX1, 1328 nucleotides long. RefSeq lists its product as uncharacterized. The transcript is spliced from 7 exons. The record is from RefSeq and is a predicted model, not a curated record. Lineage: Eukaryota; Choanoflagellata; Craspedida; Salpingoecidae. Bases 30 to 1328 code for a protein of 432 amino acids.